AUGAAAUUAGAAAACUUCAUUGGAUUUAGCAUCACCUUGUCUAUAAAACGGACUUCAGGGCCCCUCUCGGAGUUGGAAACCAGGUCGUGUGCUUCAGCAGAAACUGGAUCUGUUGUGCAUCUUCAAGUGAUUCUAGGAAUGUGUCCCAGAUUUGGUGAUUGCAUCGAAUUACGAGUCUUUUCAUCACACACUUUCUCAUGCGAUCAGCGUCAAUCAAUAUUUUCCUGGCGUCAAGGAGACCCCGAAGCACGUAAUUAUUCCGGCGUCCUGUGUCGUUCUCCUCCUGACAAUUUUCAGCAUCAAAACGGACGCCCUUCUAGAAUCCCCGACACAAAGAACACGCUAUCCUGA
Molecule: messenger RNA, 351 nt
Organism: Protopolystoma xenopodis
Lineage: Eukaryota; Metazoa; Platyhelminthes; Monogenea; Polystomatidea; Polystomatidae
Source: the annotation of a GenBank genome assembly